Labrus mixtus (cuckoo wrasse) is the source of this 643-nucleotide messenger RNA. It is a transcript of the gene nxt2, whose product is annotated as nuclear transport factor 2-like export factor 2. Bases 103 to 534 code for a protein of 143 amino acids. NCBI's taxonomy places the organism in Eukaryota, Metazoa, Chordata, Actinopteri, Labriformes, Labridae. The transcript is spliced from 5 exons. Gene Ontology annotation, cellular component: nuclear pore central transport channel. Gene Ontology annotation, biological process: protein import into nucleus. The record is from RefSeq and is a predicted model, not a curated record.
GCUAAAAGAACAGGGUGAUAAAGCUAUUUAAUUAUAGUGACAUCUUCCACUUUCUUUCUGAUAGUUGCGUUCAGUAAAGUUCAAAUACAUGUAAAUACACAAAUGGCGAGCUCUCUGGAUUUCAGGACCCAUGUUGACCAGUCAUGCAGAUAUUCAGAAGAAUUUGUCAACAUUUACUAUGACUGCAUGGAUAAGAAAAGGAGGAACUUGACCCGGCUCUACCUUGACAAGGCGACCCUGGUGUGGAAUGGGAAUGCGGUGUCAGGGCAGGAUGCUCUUGGCGAGUUUUUUGAGGCUUUGCCUUCAAGCGAGUUUCAAGUUCAAACACUGGACUGCCAGCCAGUUCACGAACAAGCAACCCAAGGCCAGACGACACUACUCGUGGUGACUGGUGGGACAGUCAAGUUUGAAGGGAACAAACCUCGCUUCUUCAACCAGAACUUUCUUUUGACAGCUCAGGCGUCGCCCAACAACGACGUGCCUGUUUGGAAGAUUGCAAGUGACUGUUUCCGAUUUCAAGACUGGAAUAGCUGAGGCUCUCCUCAUUGAUGCUUUCCCUCUGUAACGUGGAUGAACACUCAACGGUGAUACUGUUUGUUUAUAUUUUGUUUUUGUAAUAAAAUCAAAUUCAUACAACACUGAA